Molecule: messenger RNA, 839 nt
Organism: Coccinella septempunctata (seven-spotted ladybird)
Lineage: Eukaryota; Metazoa; Arthropoda; Insecta; Coleoptera; Coccinellidae
Gene: Dim1
Product: thioredoxin-like protein 4A
Exons: 3
Coding region: 76-504 (142 amino acids)
Biological process (GO): mRNA splicing, via spliceosome
Cellular component (GO): U4/U6 x U5 tri-snRNP complex; spliceosomal complex; U5 snRNP
Source: RefSeq, a predicted model, not a curated record
GAUAUUCAAUAACAACGGAGUGCGGAGUAAGUUGUAGUUCCAUUCUUCACAAAAGUAUAUAACAAUCCUUGCAAAAUGUCUUAUAUGUUAGCUCAUUUGCACAACGGCUGGCAAGUGGACCAAGCCAUACUUUCUGAAGAAGAUCGUGUUGUGGUAAUAAGAUUUGGACACGAUUGGGACCCUUCAUGUAUGAAAAUGGAUGAGGUUCUUUAUAGUAUAGCAGAUAAAGUGAAGAAUUUUGCUGUUAUCUAUCUAGUGGAUAUAACCGAAGUACCUGACUUCAAUAAAAUGUAUGAACUGUAUGAUCCCUGUACCAUUAUGUUUUUCUUCAGAAAUAAGCAUAUUAUGAUAGAUUUGGGUACUGGAAAUAACAACAAAAUAAACUGGCCAUUAGAAGAUAAACAAGAAAUGAUAGACAUUUUGGAAACUGUUUAUAGAGGUGCUAGGAAGGGCAGAGGUUUGGUAGUUUCACCCAAAGAUUACUCAACCAAAUACAGAUACUGAAGAUUUUUCAUGAUGGUAGGUAAUCUUUGGAAGUCAAUAAAGGAUUUUGAUUGGUCGUUGCCUAAAAUUGGCAAUAUGAUUGAUUAUAAUUUCUGAAGAAAAUACUUGAAUGUUGUGAUUAUUUUAUAUUAUGAAACUAGAGAACUUAACUAUCUAUAUUUGUACAUUGGGAAAUUUUUUGGUAAUGAAAAUCAGUAAAAUCGAACUUCAAUCAAUUUGAAUUCAAGUUAUCACUGAUUAUUAUUUAUUUCAAAUUAUCUUGAGUGUCCUGAGAUCGAUUCUAAAAGUCUUUGUGUAUCAAUUUCAAGAAGAAUUAAAAACAUUUUUUAAACAUU